Messenger RNA from Chionomys nivalis (European snow vole), 4138 nucleotides. RefSeq names its product CAP-Gly domain containing linker protein family member 4 (gene Clip4). Bases 255 to 2375 code for a protein of 706 amino acids. The transcript has 16 exons. Gene Ontology annotation, biological process: cytoplasmic microtubule organization. NCBI's taxonomy places the organism in Eukaryota, Metazoa, Chordata, Mammalia, Rodentia, Cricetidae. Gene Ontology annotation, cellular component: nucleus; cytoplasm; microtubule plus-end. The record is from RefSeq and is a predicted model, not a curated record. Gene Ontology annotation, molecular function: microtubule plus-end binding.
CGCGGGGCCGAGGGCCGAGGCCUGCGCGCAGCCCGGGCGGCUGCACUGCGCGCGCGCCGAGCCACGCGUGGGGCCCGGUUCCGGCGCGCGCGGCGUGGAAGACGACGGGUUGCAGCGGCCCGGCUGGAGGCUUCGCAGAGGCCACGGGACCCCCGCGGCAGGGCGGGAGCGCGCCCCUGCGCCUCGCCUCUGUGUCCCGCGUCCGCAGCCGGCGCUCCGCGGGGAUCCGGAGCUGGCAGGUGGUUUUCUAGAAGAUGACCAUAGAGGACCUCCCGGAUUUUCCUUUGGAAGGAAGUUCGCUGAUCGGAAGAUACCCGUUUUUAUUCGCAGGCUCGGACACGCCGGUUAUCUUUUCCAUUUCCGCAGCACCAAUGCCUUCGGACUGUGAGUUUUCUUUCUUUGAUCCCAACGAUGCAUCAUGUCAGGAAAUUCUCUUUGAUCCCAAAACUUCAGUCUCAGAAUUAUUUGCUAUUUUAAGACAAUGGGUUCCUCAGGUCCAGCAAAACAUUGACAUUAUUGGAAAUGAGAUUCUCAAGAGAGGUUGCAAUGUGAAUGACAGAGAUGGACUGACGGACAUGACGCUGUUACAUUACACUUGCAAGUCUGGGGCUCACGGCAUCGGUGAUGUCGAGACAGCUGUAAAAUUUGCAGCUCAACUUAUUGAUCUGGGAGCAGACGCGAGCUUGAGGAGUCGCUGGACAAACAUGAACGCCUUGCAUUACGCUGCAUACUUUGAUGUCCCAGAGCUUAUAAGAGUGAUUUUGAAGACAUCGAAACCAAAAGAUGUGGACGCCACUUGCAGCGACUUUAAUUUUGGGACAGCCCUGCAUAUUGCAGCGUAUAACUUGUGUGCAGGAGCUGUGAAAACCUUACUGGAGCAUGGAGCAAACCCCGCAUUUAGGAAUGAUAAAGGACAGACCCCAGUGGAUGUUGUUCCGGACCCAGUGGACAUGCCUCUGGAGAUGGCCGAUGCUGCAGCCACUGCUAAGGAAAUCAAGCAGAUGCUCUUUGAUGCGGCGCCUCUGUCCUGUUCCAUCUCUAAGGCCGUGCUUCCAAGCAGCGAUCAUGCUACCAGCAAGGCCAUGCUGGCAUCUCUUGGCCUGAAGUUGGGAGACCGUGUUGUCAUUGCAGGACAGAAGGUCGGGACAUUAAGAUUUUGUGGAACAACUGAGUUUGCAAGUGGGCAGUGGGCUGGUGUUGAGCUGGAUGAGCCAGAAGGAAAAAACAAUGGAAGUGUUGGGAGAGUCCAGUACUUCAAGUGUGCUCCCAAAUACGGUAUUUUUGCGCCCCUUUCAAAGAUAAGUAAAGUAAAAGAGGGGAAGAAAAAUACCACACACACUCCUUCCACGAGAGCGGCACCUCACGUCCGAUCCCAGAAGGCUGAUGUAGCUCACAUCACAUCCAAAGUGAAUUCUGGAUUGAUGCCAUCAAAAAAGGAGAAUGCUUCAGAGUCCACACUCUCCUUGCCUCCCAGUGAAGAGCUGAAGACCGCAGCAGAAAAUGAUGCUCCCCAGCCUGGGUCCAUCAGCAGCUCCUCCUCCACAUCCUCCCUGGACCACAAGCAGAGCCACCCCAAGAAGCAGCUGACUACAAGCAGCAGCAAUGGCAAGAAGACCCUCAGCAAAAGCCCCUCUCUCCCAUCCAGAGCCAGUGCUGGUUUGAAUUCUUCAGCACCAUCUUCGGCAAGUAACGCCCGCCGUGAUGGAGAACUCCGCCUUGGAGAAAGAGUGCUGGUGGUGGGCCAGAGAGUGGGCACCAUUAAGUUCUUUGGGACAACAAACUUUGCUCCAGGGUAUUGGUAUGGCAUAGAGCUGGAGAAGCCGCAUGGGAAGAAUGAUGGUUCGGUUGGAGGUGUGCAGUAUUUUAGUUGUUCUCCGCGAUAUGGAAUAUUUGCCCCCCCAUCCAGGGUACAGAGACUUUCAGAUUCCCUGGAUACGCUUUCAGAAAUAUCUUCAAAUAAACAGAACCAUUCUUAUCCUGGUUUUAGGAGAAGUUUCAGCACAACCUCUGCUUCUUCCCAAAAGGAGAUUAAUAGGAGAAAUGCUUUUGCCAAGUCCAAGUCCACUCUGCGCCGCAGCUGGAGCAGCACCACCACGGCAGGUGGCCUAGAGGGGACAGUGAAGCUGCAUGAGGGGUCUCAGGUCCUGCUCACAAGCUCCAACGAAAUGGCUACCGUUAGGUAUGUGGGUCCCACGGACUUUGCCUCAGGCAUCUGGCUUGGACUGGAGCUCCGCAGUGCCAAGGGAAAAAAUGACGGCGCCGUGGGUGACAAGCGUUAUUUUACCUGCAAGCCAAACUAUGGCGUGCUGGUUAGACCAAGCAGAGUGACCUACCGAGGAAUCAGUGGGUCAAAGCUCGUCGAUGAGAGUUGCUAAGUUAAAUGUCUAAGGCAUUCAGUGGACUCCUCUGAAUAUGCGUAUGUGCUAGAUGUAAAAUAGAGUCUAUAACAAAGGGUUUACUUUAUUUAAAUGUCAUGCAGAAGCUGAAAAUACAGUAAUCUUCAUUAAAAAAAAAUCUCCAAAGGAACACACAUAUGAACUUUGAGGGUCAUGGUACUUUUGAAAAUUUCAAAAUAAGUACUUUUAAAAGCUAGGUCCCUAGAAAAUUCUGGAACUAAAAAAAAAAAAAAUGGAAUGCGCUAUUAAGCAGUGUGUGGUGGCAACUUUGCCAUUUGGCUUCAUUUUUGCACACGGUGUUAACAUUCUUCACAGAGGUGGAUUCACAAGCUUCAUGAUGCUCACGUGAUCUGUUUCCUGUCCAAGUGUUCUGGAACCUUCCUAUCUGUCUGUGGUUUGUUACUAAAAGGUACCUAGAGAGCAGACGCUAGAUAACGGGUGUGUCUUACGUGUUCGCUUGCCCUUUCUGGAGAAAGGUUCCUCUGAGUAGUUGAUGUGGGAGGAGGGUGGCUCUGGUGGCGUCUGGUUCCACCUUGCACCCAUUGCCAACCACAGCGCUGGAAUUCCUUCUACCAGAACCAGAGCUGAGAGUGAACGGGUCUCCUGACUCGGCGCUCGCCUCUGCACCCAGCGUGCUUCCAGGUCACCUCUGCUGCUGGGCCGCCCCAUCGGUGCGCACCGCAAGAAGCUGCAGUUAAGUUUAUGAACUCAAGGCAGAGUUUUGCACAGUUAUUUAACAUUGUUCCUGACACGCACAGCACUUUUGAAACAUGAUGCACUUUUCUUCUUUUUAUUUUAUUGUUUUUGAGACUUUGCCAUCAUUUCCUCCUGGGAUAUGAAAGACUUUUUUAAAAAAGUAUUUCACAGAAGAAAGCAAAUGAAAAUGUGUUAGGCGGGGUGUGCUGUCCUUCGGAUGUUCGUGGCGUCUGGGCUCGGGUGGGGCGGGGUUAGCUGUAGCUGCGGAGUUGUGCCUGCUGCUAUGCUGCAGGACUGCUCUGAUGCAUUCACUGUCUUGGGCACAUGUUCAGUUAAGCUUUAUGAUAGCGAUGCAAUAAUGUUACACAUUCGUCUUGUGGAUAUGUUCUGACGUUUCUGUCCUGUUCCGUGUAAAAACUCAUCCUCUAUUGUAAAUGUUUAGACUUGAAACUACCACACAAAUAUUGGAACAGUUUGCUUUAUGAAAUUAAAAGUAUCCUUCAGGACGGAACUUGGCUUUGUGCUUAGAAAUAUACUCUGCUGAACUGUUUUGCAAUAUGCUAUCUUAAAAAUCUAAAUCCGGUCACUUGGUUGCCUUUUUUUUAAGUGUGGUAUUUCAAAUAGAGUUAUUUUCCUGAAAUAUAUUUGCAAACUCAAGCUGCUUUAUAAUCAAGAAAUAUUUUUAUUGAUUGAAGAAAAUGACUGCUGCAAUUCAAAAGUGAACUUAUUUUAUUAUAUAGAUGAUUUCCUAGAAUCUAUUUAUACCAUAAUAAAAAAAAUCCACGACUGUAGCGAGCCUGGGAUCUGUAGUUUUUCCUGUUAAAUACUAACCACUGUAUGUUAAAGACAACAAUGCCAACACUGAACUUAUUUUUGAGGUCAAAAACCAGUUGUUCUCUUCAUGUUUAGAUGGGGAUUACGAAAUCCAUAUAGUGUAUAUGCUUAUGUAUGCUACAUGCACAGGUUAGGUGUUUUUGUCUGUGUGUGUUUUACUUAUUAAAUGUCAUUCAGAUUCACUUCUUGAAUGCUAAUAAAAAGGGAAGAUG